AUGGCGAGCUCUUUGCCCCUGGACACGGUCAUGUCCUGCCCGAGACUCGAGCCCAGGAGCGCGGUCGAGUCCUCUCCAAAACCCUUGGCUUUCUCCAUCGAUAGGAUCAUGUCCAAGACGACUGAGGAGCGCAGAGGACCGGACAACACUGAAGGGAAGAGGACGACGGGUUUGUGCGCGCCAGUCCCUUGCAUGAUUCCCAUCCAACCUUUCGCCUACGACCUCCACGCCAAAGCUCUGGUGAACUACUCCGAAUUUUGGAGAGCCAAUUUCCGGGGUGCGCUGUGCGCCUCGGCAGCGGCGGCGGCGGCGUGCAAAUCCAGCUGCGGCGCAUGCACUAAAACGGACUUGCUGCCAGGGAGCAGGGUGAUCAAACCUCAAGUUAUCCAUCAAGCAAUGACCAUGCCAGGCAACGCAUCUUUGUACUAUUUCAAUUACCUGGAUGCUGCGUAUCACCAACCCGAGCUGCUCAGUGGACAUCUGCUUUCUUCAGUGGUCGCCAAUUCGCAGGCCCAGGCGAUGACUGCGCACCAGAAGCUGCUGCUGCUCGAGAGCGCAAAACUGGUUGAGAAAGUGCCCACGCCGCAGUAUCCACAUAAAGAGCGUCUGCCCGGACAGCUGGACCAUCUCAUGAAGGAGAACCACGGGCUGGGUUCUGAGAAGAACAGCGCCAAAGUGCACAGCAAGGCGAAUACCUGUCCGGCGGACGGGAAACCCAAGAACUUCACGUGCGAAGUUUGUGGAAAGGUGUUUAAUGCGCACUACAACCUCACCCGCCACAUGCCGGUGCACACGGGGGCCAGACCGUUCGUUUGCAAAGUGUGCGGGAAAGGCUUCCGCCAGGCCAGCACACUGUGUCGACAUAAAAUUAUACACACACAAGAAAAACCUCAUAAAUGCACCCAGUGCGGAAAAGCGUUCAACCGGAGCUCGACGUUAAACACGCACGUGCGCAUCCAUGCCGGAUACAAACCGUUCGUGUGUGAGUUUUGCGGAAAAGGGUUUCACCAAAAAGGCAAUUACAAAAACCACAAACUGACGCACAGCGGCGAGAAACAGUUCAAGUGCACGAUCUGCAGCAAAGCCUUCCAUCAGAUCUACAACUUGACCUUCCACAUGCACACGCACAACGACAAGAAGCCGUUCACGUGCGGGACGUGCGGAAAAGGCUUUUGUCGGAACUUUGAUUUGAAAAAGCAUGUGCGGAAGCUGCACGAAAACAACACGGGCUGCUCACAGACGCCUGAAGAAUCAACCAGGGUCCAAACCUGA
This is a messenger RNA of Neoarius graeffei (lesser salmon catfish), 1272 nucleotides long. RefSeq names its product FEZ family zinc finger 2 (gene fezf2). Gene Ontology annotation, cellular component: nucleus. The record is from RefSeq and is a predicted model, not a curated record. Lineage: Eukaryota; Metazoa; Chordata; Actinopteri; Siluriformes; Ariidae. The coding region runs from base 1 to 1272 and encodes 423 amino acids. The transcript is spliced from 4 exons.